Pantherophis guttatus is the source of this 3472-nucleotide messenger RNA. The record is from RefSeq and is a predicted model, not a curated record. Lineage: Eukaryota; Metazoa; Chordata; Lepidosauria; Squamata; Colubridae.
UAUGGGUUUUUAUGUACCUGCUUGGUUGAUCUGAUGUUUGUUCUAUUCGGACAUUUACUUUAUUGAAACUACUUAGAAAAGAAAAGCUUCUGGAUCAGAACAUGAGAAUUUAACCUAAAAUUUACUUUCUGUUUUGGAAUGCUAGCCCACCAAGAUCCGCAAAUCUGUUCUGUAAGUCUUGGAAGUAAAUCAUAUCCAGGAAUUUUUUAAAAAACUUGAAGGUUUAUAUAGUUAAAACUGAAUAGCCACACAACUACGGGCAAGUAAACGCACCAUGUUCUUUAUUUGGAAGUCAGGAUCAUUAGUUUAACUUUAGCUUUAUUUCUAAAUGUGCCUAGUGUUGAGAGUGUACCUUCACUCUUCCCCACCUCCCCCCUAUACUCCUAGAAAUAAAUUCUUGAACAUGAUGUGAGGGAAUGGUAAACUUUUAGUGUUGCAGACUCCUCUGCCGGCCCCGCCGUUCCUUCUCCUGUUGUUGCAGUCUUUUGGAAUACGGAAUUCAAAGCUGCCCCCCCUCCCUGCCAAAGCUGUCUUUUUUUUUAGAUCAUUAGCUAUUUCUAAUUAAUGUGUCUGUUUCUGCUCUCUUUUAAAUUAAUUAUAGUUCCCUCCUUUUGUUAUCUCGUUUUGAUUUCUAAUCCAAUUAUCUUUUUAAAUAAUUGCUUUAUCGCUCUCAUCAUUGAUAUGGUACCCCCUCACAGCCCCUUGGCGAUUGUAUGGUAAUGUGGCUGUAGAUUUUUUUUACUCCACCCUACUCCACUUCACUCUUUGCCACUUUCCAGUUUUCCUUCGGGGAGGAAUUAUCCGCCAUGUUUGGAGAGUUUCUGUGUUAAAGGAGAAACCUUUAAGUAAGACAGAAAGAGAAGUAAAAACAGAAACUUUAUUGUACUUGAUAUGGAAAUUAAGUUGCCUUUUAAUAUUAAGAUCCACAUAGCUAUAUAUAAAACUUAUUGCAUUCUUUUUACUGAUAUGUACAAAAAACUGUUUUGUUGAGCAUUUAACUUUGCACUACCUGCGAAUUCUAUUAAAAAAUUUCUAUCAUGUUAUCAAUUCACUAUAUGUUAAUUUUGUUGUUUUUCUUCUAGAGUGCUGUGAAAAAUUCUGCUGCUCUGUGGGAUUCCUUUCAGUUGCUGGUUGGAUGAAUAUUUAAAAAAGAAUAAAACAUAUACACGCACUGUUUGAAAAACUGGUAAAUAAACAAAUAGAUAAGUGUGUGGAUAAAUUGGAAAAAUAUUUCCAGCUUUUAGCAUGAUGUCUUACCUCAAACAGCCCCCCUAUGGCAUGAAUGGGCUGGGGCUAGCAGGACCGGCAAUGGAUCUUCUACACCCUUCAGUGGGGUAUCCAGCCACCCCUCGGAAGCAGCGCCGAGAACGUACCACCUUCACCCGAUCGCAGCUGGACGUGUUGGAAGCGCUUUUUGCAAAAACCCGCUACCCAGAUAUAUUCAUGCGAGAAGAGGUUGCCCUGAAAAUCAACCUGCCGGAAUCCAGAGUCCAGGUCUGGUUCAAGAACCGCCGCGCCAAGUGCCGACAGCAGCAACAGAGCGGCAGCGGCGCCAAGAGCCGGCCGGCCAAGAAGAAGUCUUCUCCAGCGCGGGAGAGCUCCGGCUCGGAAAGCAGCGGCCAGUUCACGCCUCCCGCCGUCUCCAGCUCGGCCUCCUCUUCUUCGUCCAGCUCCAAUUCUUCGGGCCCGGCGCCGGGCGGAGCGGCCUUGAGCAACCCGGCGGGCGCGGGGGGCGCAGCGUCAGGAUCGGCCUCGUCGGCUGCCUCGCUGAGUAGCGCGCCGUCGGCCGUGGCGGCCUCGUCCAUCUGGAGCCCCGCGUCCAUCUCGCCCAGCGCCGGGCCGGAGCCCCUGACGUCCAGCGGGGCCUCCUGUAUGCAGCGCUCCGUCUCCGGCGCUUCGUCCGCCUCUUACCCCAUGUCGUACGGGCAAGGCGGCGGCUACGGCCAAGGCUACCCGGCGCCGCCACCCCCGCCGCACUCCUCGUCCUACUUCAGCGGGGUAGACUGCGGGUCCUACCUGCCCAUGCACGCGCCCCCGCACGCUCACCAGCUCAGCCCGAUAGCGCCCUCGUCCCUGGCGGGCGCCCAUCCCCACACCCACCACCCGCUCGGCCAGAGCUCCAGCCACCACCAUCAUCACCACCAUCACCAUCACCACCAGCCCGGCUACGGCGGCCCCGGGCUGGCCUUCAACUCCUCCGACUGUCUGGACUACAAAGAGCCGGCCCCCACCGCCGCCUCCUCCUGGAAGCUGAACUUCAACUCCCCGGACUGCCUCGACUACAAAGACCAGGCCUCCUGGCGCUUCCAAGUCCUGUGAGGUUUGCCUCGGCCCCCGGCCCCUCCCUCCUGUAGCGCCCACUUUCUUCCCGGGUCCAGUCGGGACGGCCUCUCUUUCGUCUCGCAAGCGCGCUCCGUCUCGGCUUGGCUCUUCCGCGUGUUUGACCAGCUGGUGAAAGCGGCCUUUGAAUUCGUUUCAAGAAAGGAAAGACGCUGUGAGGCAGCCGUUUGAAUAGCCGACCGCUUCCAGCCCCUUCCCCAUCACCGAAUCUGGGCUGAAGGCUGCUGGGUCAGACCUGCUUGCCCUUCCUUGGACGUGCCGCUUCUUACCCCGCUGAGUUGACUCCUGACGUGUUAUUUAUUCGCUCCCUGGGAUUAUGUUCAGGAUCGUAAUUUUUUUUGUUUGUUUUUGAAGCAGAAGAGGACUUCCAUCCUUCUCCUUCCAACCAGCCCCUUUGCCCAGCCGGCUAGCUUUGUGACGCUCGCUCGCUCGCUCGUGUGCGUGGAAAGACAGGAGAACAGGACGCGCCUUUUGCUUUCUGGCCGACAGCAGACUUCGUGUAUAGACCUCCACCCCGCCCUCCCCCAUCCCAUUCGAGGACCCCCGCACCCACCCCGCCAACUUCCCUCUGUAGGUUUAUAUUGCAAAAAAAAAAAAGAAAGAAAGAAAGAAAAAGCGCGGUAGGAAUGUACAUACAGGGUUUAACGAGAUCCAUUCCAGCGACCCUUUUUAAUGAAACAGCUGAAGGCGAACGCUGGAGGCUCUGCAGGUCGGAAGGGGAAGGAAGGCCACCCCUUCUCCCCCAGCCUAUUGUCUUCCCUUACCCUCUUGGGGAGGGGGGAGGGGGAAAGCGAUUGCCCGACGGAGUUGGAACUGGGAAGCAGGGGCGACGUGUUCGGGAGGGGCGGCAGGGGAGGGUGGGCAGCGGAAGGCGUGCUCUGCCAAUGGAAGCGAGGUGGUGGCAUAGGAUUCCGGAUUGGCCAGUGCAGCAUCGUCUGGACCCGUUUCAACACCUGGCCGCGGGUCUCCGGACAGGUUUUUGGCCCGCUUGGCUCUUGGGGAGGGAAGGGAAAGACAGUGAGAGGGCAAAAUGUAUAAAUUACUCCGUUAAUCCAACAGUCACCUGUUGACAUGUAAGGCAAAUCCUACCCUUUAUCUACAUAUGCCGAUAAUAAAAUUCAAACUGACGAAA